AUGUCCGCAUCCACCGCCAAGCCAGCAGGCGUAUACGCCCACCUCCUGCCGCCGUCGUGGAAGCGUAAGAUCGCAGAGUGGCUGCAGGAAGACUGCCCCUCGUUCGACUGGGGCGGCUUCGUGGUGGGCGAGGACACCAAGCGCGCCACACUCUUCUGCAAGAGCGAGGGCUGCCUCGCAGGCGUACCGUUCUUCGACGAGGUCUUCCGCCAGCUCGACUGCACCGUCACCUGGCACUACAACGAGGGCGACUGGCUCGGCUCGUCCGACGGCAGUGCGGUCAAGAUUGCGGUGGCCACGGUGACGGGUGCGUCGCGCAAGAUCCUGCUCGGCGAGCGCGUGGCGCUCAACACGCUCGCGCGGUGCUCCGGAAUCGCCACCGCCUCGGCACGAUUCUUGGCCAAGGCGAGAACCGCCGGCUACACGGGCAUCGUCGCGGGCACGCGCAAGACCACACCGGGGUUCAGGGACGUGGAAAAGUACGGCAUGCUCGUCGGAGGCGUCGACAUGCACAGGUACGACCUCAGCAGCAUGGUCAUGCUCAAGGACAACCACAUCUGGUCCACUGGAUCCGUCACCAACGCCGUGCACGCCGCAAGGUCCGCGUGCGGCUUCUCGCUCAAGAUCGACGUCGAGGUGCAGAGCUACGACGAGGCGGUCGAGGCCAUCACUGCGGGCGCCGACGUGGUCAUGCUCGACAACAUGGACGGCGACACGCUCAUCUCCAACGCAACGCGCCUGAAAGCAGAGUUUGCGGGAAAGCACAAGUUCCUCCUCGAAUCGUCCGGCGGUAUUGACAUCGACAAUGUCCAGCAGGGCGGACACGUCGACAAUGUCGGCCUGCUUCCGACGCGUCUGAGUGAAGCCAAGUGGGGCUAUAUAAUACACGCGGCCGGCUUCGAGUUGCCCAGUUGUGGCGCACGUUUCAUUGCUGCCUUCAUGAUGAGCGCGCUACAGGAUAGCGACGGCGUGCUGGUGCUGGCGCGCAUCGAUGCGCUCGUCGCCGACCUGCUACACCAGCUUGCCGACCAGCUAGAUGCGGUGCGCCCCGCGCCUUUGCGGAUCUCAUCCACGGUCGCCGAGCCAGGCGAACGAGACGCUGAUGCUGCGCAGCGAAAGGCGCGGCCGGUGAUGUUCCCCACGCGCGCAUCUAGCGGCGUGCGACGAUUCGCGCAGUACGUGCGUGUGCUCGAGGUGGUGCAGGCGAACCUGCUUGCCGGACGCACGAUGACCAAACGGGACGUCUACUAUACAUGCAGCGAGGUGUUUAACACGCAGCGCGCGUCGGACUUGGUGGUGGAGCGACUAGGCCAGCUGCUGGGCUGCACACGUGGGUCGCUGGGGAUCGUCGCCUCGACGCGCGGGCUCGUAUCUGGGUCGAUGCACCUACGCUCGCCCGACGGUCGUUCUGUACACUCUGUUCGUGGUGAGACGCAGCGUAUCCCCGCCGACAUUGGCGCCGCAUGGACGGUGCACCUCACCUGUCCCGAGGAUUGCCGCGGACACGUCGUGCUGGUCGUCGAAAAGGCAUGCGUCUUCCAGCGCCUACUCGACCUCCAAAUCGGCAGCUUGAUCGUCGUCACGGCGUGCGGAUACGCCGACACCGCCACGCUUCAACUCGUGCGUUUGCUCGCUGCAUCCCCCUGCCCUGGAGGCGUGCGGGUGUGCGGGCUGUUUGAUGGCGACCCGUACGGCGUGGACAUCCACAUGCACUACUGCGCCGCCACGCCCAUCGAGUGGCUCGGUGUCGACGCAGACGAGUUUGACCUCGCGCCCCACACGCACACGGCGCUGCGUGCCGACGAACGCACAAAGGCAAUGCGUCUCCUCCGCCACCCCUCCCCCGUCCGGGAAACGCACCGACGCCGCCUGACAUCCAUGCUGCUCGACGGAUACAAGGUGCAGAUCGACGCCGCAUACAACUGGACCGGCGGUCUGGGCGCCUAUCUGCAACACAAGCUCGAGCUAUAG
This is a messenger RNA of Moesziomyces antarcticus, 1971 nucleotides long. RefSeq names its product nicotinate-nucleotide pyrophosphorylase. Gene Ontology annotation, cellular component: chromosome; cytoplasm. The transcript is spliced from 5 exons. The record is from RefSeq and is a predicted model, not a curated record. Lineage: Eukaryota; Fungi; Basidiomycota; Ustilaginomycetes; Ustilaginales; Ustilaginaceae. Gene Ontology annotation, molecular function: nicotinate-nucleotide diphosphorylase (carboxylating) activity; ATP binding; DNA topoisomerase type II (double strand cut, ATP-hydrolyzing) activity. Bases 1 to 1971 code for a protein of 656 amino acids. Gene Ontology annotation, biological process: DNA metabolic process; NAD+ biosynthetic process; quinolinate catabolic process.